CCGUCCUGCAGAGAGAUCGCCAUAUUGUACUUUGAGGAACAAGAGGUGCAACCACGCCAUUGUGCGCAUCACGCUAUUUCUUGCCCGAUUUUGCAAGUAACAAGUAAAACAUAAUUUAAAUGAAUGGACAACAUGUACAGUAACAGUAUUGAUCCAUGGGAACCAGGUUAUGGGCCUGAAAGAAGAGGACAUAACUCGGAUUAUGACUAUCGUAAUGAAUAUGGAAGUAGCAGAUCACCAGAAUAUACUGAGCAUCGUGACAAUGAUCAUCGUGAUAGGGAUCACAGAAGUCCAGAAUACAGAAAUCAUCGUGGUAGGGACAGAGAUCGUGAAAGGGACCGUUCCAGAGACAGAAGAGAUCGAAGUAGAGACGACAGAGAUCGCAGUUACAGGGACAGAGAGGACCGUUAUGGAAGACAAAGAGACAGAGACUCUGUAGAAAGAGACAGAGAUCGGGAUCGUGACCGCGACAGAGACAGAGACCGCUCUAGGAGAGACAGAGACAGGGAUAGAGAUAGAGAUCGUAGAGGAAAACGGGAAGAAAGAGACAGGGAUCGUGAUGAUGAUCACAGUCGAGAAAGCAUGGACUUUGAGCAUGACCAUGGACGUACUUAUGGUUCGUCCAUGGAAGGCAUCCACUACAAAUCUCAAUCUCCAAACAACACCAUAAUGAUUCGUGGGCUUGCACAGCACAUUACAGAAAAUGACGUGCGGCAAGACAUCCUCAACUGUGGUCUCAUGCCCAAGGACAUCAGGCUAAUUCGUAAAAAGGAUACAGGUGCUUCGCGAGGUUUUGCAUUCGUCGAGUUUAACGCGACUCAGGAGGCCGCACGGUGGAUGGAGAUGAAACAGGGAGUACUGAUGCUGCAGGACCAAUAUCGUGCAUUGAUGCAGUACAGUAUCCCGAAAGAUUGCCAUGUAGAUAAGCCACCAGCAAAAAAUACACAGGAUUGGCAUUGUGUUAAGUGUGGCGCACACAAUUUUAAGAGGCGCGAAACGUGCUUUAAAUGUUCCGCCUCGCGAGCAGAGAGCGAAGAAGGUGGAGAAGGUAGCGAUGAAAUCAGCCCUCACCCCACGAACACCGUUCUUCUGCGAGGAUUAGACGUGUUAACGACCGAGGAUUCGGUUUUACAAGCAAUGAAAAACCUUUCGUCCAUGCCAAUACGUAGUAUCCGUAUUGGUCGCGAUUCGCUAACAAAUACAUCUAGAGGUGUUUGUUAUCUGGAGAUGGGAAAUGUAGUAGAUGCCAUGUAUUUACACACAGCCCUAACGAAACAAGGAUUAGUAGUAGACGGCAGAAAAGUUGAAAUUACAUACUGUAAACUUCACCAAAUAAAUAAUACCAAUACGUGGAAAACGAAUGACAACCAACCGCAAAGGUAUACUCUAGACGACGUUGCUCAAUUGGCAGAGUACAGUGCCAACUUAUACGCUAAAACGCCUGCACAGAAAGCUCAUUACCUUCAGUAUUAUACGCAAUACUAUCAGAAUCAGAUAAUGCAGGGGUCUGCUAUCACUUUGCCGUCUUUGAAUCAGACUGAUAGAGUGAAUGCGGCUGCAGCUGUAGCGCAAUCUGCCAUACAACAACUACAGGCAUCUAGGAAGUUAGGAGAUGCCGAGGAAAUGAAGAACAGGCCAACGCCUACGGCACCAACUAGUACCGCGUUAGCGAGUGGAAGAGUACCUGCGCAUGGUAGUGAUGGUAAAGUAUACUCUGUACCAGAUGUCAGCACCUACCAUUAUGACGAAUCCUCGGGUUACUAUUACGAUCCAAGCACAGGAUUAUAUUACGAUCCUAAUUCGCAAUAUUAUUACAAUAGUCACACACAACAAUUCCUUUAUUGGGACGCUGAGUCGUUCUCGUAUCAACCUGCAAAGACUGCUCCAACCGUAACACAGGCAACAGGAACCACGUCCAGUGGGACUACGAUAACUGCCACCGCUAGUAAUACCGAUUCAACGAACAUAGCCACUAAUCAAGCAACAACUUCGUCGGUACCCGCUACGGCUGCGGAAACAUCAAAGGAAGAUGAAAAUAAAAAGAAAGAUAGUAAACAGGAUAAAGUAAAAGUAGCGAAGAAAAUAGCAAAAGAUAUGGAACGUUGGGCGAAAACGUUGAAUCAGAAGAAGGAGAAUGCAAAAAGUAAUUGGAAUUCAGAAUUCGCUGGUGGUGAUGGCAAUCAAGGAGUUGGAAGCGGGGCUGCGGAUGCUGGAUACGCCAUAUUGGAGAAGAAAUCUCUUGCUAAUUCUUAUCACGAAGACGAGGAUCAGAGCGGAAAUAAUGGCUUAGUAGCUGCUUACGGUGGCGGUAGUGACACGGAAGAGGAAAUCGAAGAUGUACAACAAGAAGAAAGACAACACACGGAUUGGAGCAAAUUAGCGUGUUUAUUGUGUAAACGACAGUUUCCCAGCAAAGAGGCGUUACUUCGACAUCAGCAGUUGUCUGAUCUUCACAAACAAAAUUUGGAAAAUUGGUAUCAAGUACGCGGUUUAGACCCAAACGACCCACAGCAAAGAAACAACAAAUAUCGAGACCGCGCAAAAGAACGAAGAGCGAAGUAUGGCGAACCAGAGCCUCCACAACCAAAUAAACUCAAAGAAAAAUACCUGAAAACCAGGGUAGAAGAUAUAUCGGUAUCGUACGAAGAACCUACGAGAGCUGGUAUUGGCUCGGACAAUGUUGGCAAUAAACUGUUACAAAAAAUGGGUUGGAGCGAAGGAAUGGGUCUUGGCAAAUCGAACCAAGGCAGAACAAGUAUCAUUGAAGCGGAAAGGAGAGUACCUACGGCUGGUUUAGGAGCAAAAUCGUCAUCGUACAGUGCAUUACCUGGAGACACCUAUAAGGAUUGCGUAAAAAAAAUGAUGUACGCACGUUAUCAAGAGCUGUCUGAUACAUAAUAUAUUGAGUAUCAUUGAAAAUAGAUUUUAUAUAUAUAUAUAUAUAUAUAUAUACAUAUAUGUAUAAGUACUUGUACCCAAUUUUCCAUAGGCGAAUAGGUAUGUAUGCGUAUUUCCUGAAUAAUAUACUGGUUGCAUUACUGGUAAUUGGGAAGUGAUAAUUCAUUCUUGGGAACAUAUGUACCUUUUUUAUUUUUUAUUGUUUUUCCUAUACAUAUUUUGAUAAUACAGUACGGUCUCGCUAUAUGGCUCAUUGAGUGACUUCCCUUUCAUAUGAACUUCCACGAAUAUUAGAGGCGACUUAUUUUUUUAGCGUAACUUCUCGCAUUAAAAAAGUUAGCAUUCAUGAACUACACAACUGACAGUAGCGUUUUAACAAUCAAACCACUGCAUGGAAUAAAUUCCGUUUAUAUGAUUCUUUCCAUAAUUUUUUCCUCUCCUAUAACCUAGUCUAAAACUGUAUAGUGAGACACUAUUGUGUUUGAUAUUCUUAGGACUAAUGAAUUGAUAACAUUUUUAAUUUUACACCGUGUUUUUCCAUUCAAUUUUAAUACAUCUCACGUUUAAAUGUUCACAGUUUUAAAUUAUUUCUACAAUACAAUCUUGGAACAAUAUACGUUCGUUUAAUCAUCCUAAUACUUGCUUUUUGUAGGAAAGUACAAUGUACACCCAAGAAUGUACCGCAAAUACAUACCAAUAGAAAUAGUCGAGACAAAAAGUUACUACAUUAAGCAGUUCUCGUUUAACAGUUUGUGCACAAUGUAGUACUUUUCAUAAAUAAAAUACAUUGAAGCAUUAUGAAAUAUUUCUGUAACAAUGUAUUUAUAAAUAACUUGUUACGUUUCAUUGACAUUUCAUGAUGCUUCAUUGACAAGAAUGUAUUUGUACACUUUAGUUAUAAACUAGUGCAAUCAAACUUAUCACUGGUUGCAUGAUGUUUAUUAUAUUAUAACACUUUGCAUUAAAUUUCAUAAUUCCUUUAUAAUGUAAUUAUGACAGAUUCACAUACAUACAUAUAUAGAAAGAUAGUUAUAUUUAUACUCAUACAUAUGUAUGUAAUCUUUUUUUUUUAUUAUGAUUUACGCUGUAUUUUUUGGAUAUCACACAUUCUUCGCUAUACAUACACAUUUCUACAGUCAUUUGUAUACUUGUCAUUAUUUUUUUAAUUACAUAUGCAAAACCCAUGUAAUAAAUAAAUAGGUUAAACAAACAUAAUAAAAAUACAUGCAGCAUUUAUUGCCUGCAAUACAAUCGCGUUCGUCUUUGGAAAAUCAAAAUUUCUAUAUAUUAUUUUAUAUUUCUUUUUCUUUUUAAUGAUAGGAAUUAAAACGAAGUUGUAUUUAAAAUAUUACAUAUUUUUUACUUAUAUAUUUGAGUAUUCAAAUAUAAUUUACCUUCCUAAAAUAAAAUUACCUAUGUACAUACAAGAUGUCAAUUGUAAAUUGGUUAUACAUUCUAAAAUAUUUUUAAAUUAAACCCUUGGAGUAAAUUUUACAUAUUAUUUUUGUUGAAUGAUAUACAAUUUUCUUUUUAGAAGAAAACACGAGCAUUCUUGGUAUAAUUGUAUCAUUUAUAUCAAGACACUUGUACUUAUACCAUUAGUUGAAAUAUUUUCGAUGAUUCGACAUUUGAACUUCAAGUUUAGUUUUUCAAUAAAAUUUUUGCAAAUUAUCCAUUGUUAGAAUGUAAAAAGGGUUUGAUGCCUAAGGCUUGUUCGUAUCUUAAAAUGUAUACAUUUACCGCUAUUAAAAAGUGUUUGACUCAAUGGAGACAGUAAUAUGAAAUAAAAAAUUGUUUAGAUUGUACUAAAUAUAUUUCUUCAACUACAUUUUGCAUAUAACAUCACACAAUCUUAUUGCAACUCCGUAAUUUAUUGUUAUCAUGUAUUUUUACUGUCUUCAAUGUCUAAAGAAUUACAUAAUAUUCUAAUCAUAAUAAUAUAUUUGUUCAUUUCAGGUCAUAUAAAUGCAAUACUUAAAAAUAUUAUUAAGCACUAAGUAAUAAAUUUAUUAAUACAUUAGGAAAAAAUUGACAGUCAUAUUUAUACUUUGAUUUGUUGCAAUAUUGCUAGAGGAACAAACUACAAUAUUCUAUUUGUGUAAAGAAGUUUUGUACUAUUAAAUCCGCGCUUGCUUAAGAAAAUGGUUUUUCUAGAAUACUGCGUUACUUCGGACAUGAAAAUAAUUAGGAAAUGUAUUUGUAACUAUUUGUUAUUUCUGAUAGAUUGUGUAAUGACCAAUGAAAAAAUUAUUAGUAAAUAUUUUGUUCUCAUAAUAAAUAUUGAUACAUAAAUA
This is a messenger RNA of Megachile rotundata (alfalfa leafcutting bee), 5192 nucleotides long. RefSeq names its product RNA-binding protein 5. Lineage: Eukaryota; Metazoa; Arthropoda; Insecta; Hymenoptera; Megachilidae. Gene Ontology annotation, molecular function: RNA binding. Gene Ontology annotation, cellular component: nucleus. The record is from RefSeq and is a predicted model, not a curated record. Gene Ontology annotation, biological process: mRNA splicing, via spliceosome.